Messenger RNA from Actinia tenebrosa (Australian red waratah sea anemone), 1440 nucleotides. RefSeq lists its product as uncharacterized. Gene Ontology annotation, molecular function: metalloendopeptidase activity. Gene Ontology annotation, biological process: extracellular matrix organization; proteolysis. NCBI's taxonomy places the organism in Eukaryota, Metazoa, Cnidaria, Anthozoa, Actiniaria, Actiniidae. The record is from RefSeq and is a predicted model, not a curated record. Gene Ontology annotation, cellular component: extracellular matrix.
AAAAUGUUUAAUGCAUGAAUUUGGCCGUAUAAAGUGCACUACUUCAUGCUCUUGUUUCAUAGAUGUCAUCAGCUAAACACUCUUAAGGAGCACCAGCAGUUAAGGAUGUCGUCUCUACUUGGCUCAAUAUUGGUUCUGUUGUGUUUAGGCACUGCGAGUGCUCUUGAAUGGGAAGCCCUUGGAUGUUAUAAGGACAGUAGUGACCGCGCGAUGGGCAAUUACUUCCAUUCAGCUAAAUACGAUGCUCAAAAUCCGAAWUUCCAGGCUAUGUUCGAAGAGUGCCGAAUUAAAGCCGAAGCUGAAGGUUAUGACUAUUUUGGUAUCCAAAACAAGAUCGAAUGUUGGGGAUCAAAUGACGCAGAAAAAACCUAUAACAAGUAUGGCUGUGCUUCAAACUGCUUGGUGGGAAACGAUGAUGACUAUGGCAUAGGGCAAGAAUGGUCUAAUUUUCUUUAYCGGGUGAAGAAAGAGUGGACAAGCUGCGACAAUACGAAAUGCGUUCAGUAUAAGAUUGUGACUUMUCCAACCUCCAACAACGAUUGUCCCUCUUUUAACAAGGAGGUCAAAGUGACAGAAACUUCACGACCAUGUGAAAAUAAAGACAAAUGUGUUYUUGAUGGUGGGUGGAGUGAAUACUCAGAAUGGUCGGAAUGUACUGUAAGUUGUGGCGGUGGGACGAGAGAAAGAACUCGCACCUGUACAAACCCUGCUCCAGCAAACGGAGGCAAAAACUGUGAGGGAGAAAGUAAACAGACCCAAGCCUGCAACCAAAACAAGUGUGAGCCUAAACCCACUCCAGGUCCUAGCCCUGGUCCAGGUCGUUGUUCAAGCUGCAGUAGAUCUUGCGGAGGAGGUGUACAAACAUGUAGGUGCGAUGGUGGUCACGGGGGUCACGGGGGUCACGGAGGUCAUGGCCACGGAGGUCAUGGUCACGGAGGUCAUGGUCACAGAGGUCAUGGUCACGGAGGUCAUGGUCACGGAGGUCAUGGUCACGGAGGUUAUGGUCACAGAGGUCAUGGUCACAGAGGUCAUGGUCACAGAGGUCAUGGUCACGGAGGUCAUGGUCACGGAGGUCAUGGUCACGGUCACGGUUUACACUUUGGAAUAGGAUUAGGAUUUGGCAAAAGAACGCCUAGCGGGUCAUUUGAUAAAAGAAAGGAAAAUCCCAGUCUUAGUAAUGAUCCCUUUUUUGGUAUUGGAGCAAACCUAGGAAUCGGUUUCGGUCACGGUCACGGCCACGGCCACGGUUAUGGUCAUGGUCAUGGUCAUGGUCAUGGUCAUGGUCAUGGUCAUGGUCAUGGUCAUGGUCAUGGUCAUGGUCAUGGUCAUGGUCAUGGUCAUGACUUGCGAAUGAUAAGAGCUUCCAGAAUCACUCCUCGAGCAGAACGAAAGAUAACCAAUGAAAUAGAGGCAUACAUCUGUAAGGUCACGUUGCCAUAG